CCGUGCACACCAACGUCUUCGCCGACGGCAUUGGUCAAAAGGAGAUGCAGUUCCGGCCGUGGUUCGACCCCACCGCCGAUUACCACAACUACACCAUCUUCUGGAACCAGUGCAUGAUCGUGUGGUUCAUCGACGAUAUCCCGAUCCGUGUGUUCCGGAACUACUCGGCGCAGGGCGUGCCGUUCCCGACGCGGCGGCAAAUGUACGCCUUCUCCAGCAUCUGGGCGGCGGAGGACUGGGCCACGCAGGGCGGCCGCGUGAAGACGGACUGGACCAAGGCGCCUUUCGUCGCCGAGUACCGCGACAUCAACCUCCGCGUCUGCGACUGCGCCUCCUACGGCGCCGCCGGGUGCCCGGACAGCUGCGCAUCGUCGUCAAACUGGUACGCCGCGCCGGACCUGUGCCAGCUGAGCGAGAAGCAGCUGAAGCAGAUGCGCGCCGUGCAGCUCGGGUACACCAUCUACGACUACUGCGCCGACGGCAAGAGGUACAACGGCACGGUGCCGCUCGAGUGCAGCAUGCGGCAGUACUGAUCAAAUCAAUUUGGAUCGCGAUGGAUUCAUUUUUGUUUCCUACCUUCUUCAUUGAUUUUUUAUGCAUUCAUAUGCAGCUGUGUUUUUUAUUAUAUUGUUUGACUUGUUGAUUGAUAGCUAUGCGUAUCAACAAUUGAAGAAAUUUUGUGAUUCUUUUUUCCUGUUCUAUAUGCUGCUGCCAUGUAUAUUUGUAUGAAAUUUUACAAAGAAUAUGCCUUUUGUAAUUUCUGAAACCAGAUGAUUGUUUGACAUCACAAUAUGCUUCAAACUUCGUGAACACACACCACCAGCUCCGCCAAACAUAGAACAUCCAAUAUGUCACAU
This is a messenger RNA of Sorghum bicolor (sorghum), 857 nucleotides long. Its product is annotated as probable xyloglucan endotransglucosylase/hydrolase protein 26. The record is from RefSeq and is a predicted model, not a curated record. NCBI's taxonomy places the organism in Eukaryota, Viridiplantae, Streptophyta, Magnoliopsida, Poales, Poaceae. Gene Ontology annotation, molecular function: hydrolase activity, hydrolyzing O-glycosyl compounds; xyloglucan:xyloglucosyl transferase activity. Gene Ontology annotation, biological process: glucan metabolic process. The transcript has 2 exons. Bases 45 to 533 code for a protein of 162 amino acids. Gene Ontology annotation, cellular component: cell wall; apoplast.